Messenger RNA from Rubroshorea leprosula, 3234 nucleotides. NCBI's taxonomy places the organism in Eukaryota, Viridiplantae, Streptophyta, Magnoliopsida, Malvales, Dipterocarpaceae. The record is from the annotation of a GenBank genome assembly.
AAAAGGUAAUUGAAACCAACCCUAAGCUCCGUUGAUCUCCAUUCUAAAGGUAGCCCCGAUUAUUGCUGACUUAAGCAUCAGAGUGUCUACCCCGAGUUCCACCUUGGGGCUUUGCAGGUCAAUCCGAAGUACAGACGUGGACUGAAGAAGGACUUCUGAUUUGGUGCGAUUACAUUUGGCACCGUCUGUGGGAACCCGAACCGAAAGCUCUCUUGUUGCUCUCUCAUAAUGGUUAACACUCGAUUAGUCCAAGCUGGAAAUCCAUCUUAGCCUUUUAGGCAAGGUCAACUCUCCAACAACCUCCCACCUCAACUUCCACCUCAGAUCCCAAAUAUGUUCCCUCCUAUUGAUCAUGCGGAAGGAGGAGACGAAAACCAACCACCCAACUCAGCUCACAACUCAACUUCCACCGCUAACCAAGACCUCUUAGCUCGAAACAACCUUGGUGAUCCUCUCAUCAAUUUACUCAACCCUGCUCCACAAACCCCAGCUCCACAACAAAACCCUCAACCAGUUCAACAUGCUCCUGCUCUUAAUGAAUCUCAAGGCCAAUCUCACAUAGCCCCAGCUCAGCAACCUCUUCCUAAUGAUGUCACUCGACGUCUGGACAGCUUAGAAAAACUAGUAGCUGAACAGCGAGGUGCCCCACCUCCACACCAUACUGCUAACUCCAUACCUCAUCCUUUGAACACCAACAUCACAUUGGAACCCUAUCUCGUUGGCUUCAAAAUACCUCAACUUGAGACUUAUGAUGGGACGAAGGAUCCCGAUGAUCACCUACAUGCUUUCUACUCUUGCAUGCAACCUCAGAAUGCCUCUGACGCCCUACCUCCGAGGUCAAUCAGCUCUUAUACAGAAAUGGCAUCUGCUUUUGUCGCAAAGUUUUCCAGUAUAAGGUUGAUCAAGAAAACUACUUCUGAGCUAAUGCGAGUUAAACAGAGGGACGGAGAUUCUCUGAAGAAUUAUAUGAGCAGAUUUAAUGAUGCAGUACUGGAGGUUAGCUCCUUCGACCAGGCUGUAAGAAUUGCAGCUGUGAUCUUAGGUCUUAACCAUGAGAGAUUCAGAGAUAGUCUGCUUAAGCAUCCUGCCACCACCUUUAGCGAGGUGAAUGAUAGAUCCUUCAAAUUCAUAACUGCUGAGGAAUAUGCCUUGUCGCAAAAGCCAACCCCCUCUAAGAACCAAAACCCAGACUGGAGAGAUGAGAAUCAGAGUAGGAAACGAAUGAGGACAGCACAGAACCAAGGUUCGAUGUCGACCUACACACCGAGAUUCGGAAGACCGAACUCAGCACCUCCACAACAGUCUGCAGAUCACGGUCAUACAACAGAGCAAUGCAACAGUUUGAGGUCCGAGUUGGAAAGUCUAACCCAAAAAGGAAUGUUGAAUGAAUACAUUCAGAGAGCUGAACAACCAAGAUUUGUCAGAGAACAGGGAACACAGUCCCAAGGAAUCCGUAAUCCACCAAACAGACAAGGAGUAGGGCAUCAACAAGCCCCACCUCCACUUCCACCACCAACCAGAAUUAUACACAUGAUUACAGGAGAAUUGGAGGCACGAGGGAUGAGCUCCAAACAAAGAAAGUUAUAUGUCAGAGAGGCAUGCCCAAAAGACUGUUACCCAAUGCCAAACAUUAACAAGCUAGUUGAGGCAGCUUUUGGAAACGAGAGAUUAAGUCUCUUGGAUGCAUACUCUGGCUACCAUCAAGUCCCAAUGGCUCUUGAGGACGAAGAAAAAACCUCGUUCUAUGCCGGAGACGAAAUUUAUUGCUACGUGAUGAUGCCCUACGGCUUAAAGAACACAGGUGCCACUUACCAGAAGAUGGUUACCAUCGUAUUCCGAGCUCAAAUAGGCCAAAAUUUGGAAGUUUAUAUUAAUGAUAUCGUGGUGAAGAGUUUGACAGCUGAAGAUCAUUUAAUUGACCUCGAUGAGACAUUCAACAAUCUUAGAAAGAAUAGAAUGAGGUUGAAUCCAGCAAAAUGCAUCUUCGAUGUAGAGUCUAGAAAAUUUCUAUGCUUCAUGGUGUCUAGAAGGGGGAUUGAGGUUAACCCCGAGAAGAUCAAAGAAGUGGCCAAAAUGGAACCACCGAAGUCAGUAAAAGAUAUUCUGUAUGUUGAUGGAGCAUUAAGUAACAAAGGUUCUGGCACUGGUGCAAUCCUACUUGGCCUAGAUGGGUACAGAAGUGAACAUGCUCUAAAAUAUAACUUUGAUGCCACCAACAAUAUGGCUGAGUAUGAGGCUCUACUACUUGGCUUACAGUUGGCAAUAGAACUGAAGGUUGCAGCAAUACAAAUAUACAAUGAUUCACAACUAGUAGUUAAUCAGGUCAACUCAGUCUAUGAAGUGGUUGAUCUUGUUAUGAUGAACUCUAGAUCGAUCUUUGUUGAAAUUCUGGAUGAGCCUAGCUUCCUAAAGCCGAAAAUGAUGGAAAUCAGUAUAGAUCCUAACACACCGAGCUGGAGAGAUCCAAUGAUCUCAUUUUUACAAGAUAAAACAGUGCCUGCAGAUAAACAAGAAGAAAUGAGGUUGAGGAAGAAAGCAUCUCGGUAUACCCUUGUUAAUGAAAUCCUCUACAAGAGAUCUUUCUCACUCCCUCUACUCUGCUGCAUGAAGGUGUCUGUGGAAGUCACAUUGAUUGUGGCUGAUAAUGGAACUCAGUUCAACUACUCCUCAUUCAGAGAUUUCUGCUCCAACUAUGGGAUCAAGUUGCAAUUCACCUCGGUGUACCACCUAGAGUCUAAUGGAAUGGUAGAAUCUGCCAACAAGGUUAUACUGGAGGGGAUAAAACCAAGGUUAAGGCUGCAUAAGGCCAGGUGGGCAGAUGAGCUCAACAACGUCCUCUGGGCAUACAAAACCACGAGCCAAACUGCCACAGGUGAAACACCCUAUCACCUGGCCUUUAGUACCGAAGCAGUCAUUCCUAUCGAGAUAGGAGUCCCAAGCUUCAAGGUCACCCAUUUCGAUGAAGGACAAAAUGGACAACUGCUUCGUGAGAACCUUGAUCUGCUUGACGAAUUCAGAGAAGAAGCACGACUUCGAACUCUAGUUUACAAGCAAAAAAUAGCCAACUUCUACAACAAACGAGUUCGACCCUGAACAUUCAAAUGAUUUACUUCAUCAUUUUUCAUUUGUAUAUUUGAGGUCCACCUCAUGUACAUCCGAAGUCAAUUCCCUUGUUGUUCAUUUUACUGUGUGUCCGAGGUCAAUUCCUUGUGUUAAUUAAAGUCACUUUAUUUU